Serpula lacrymans var. lacrymans S7.9 is the source of this 420-nucleotide messenger RNA. RefSeq lists its product as uncharacterized. The record is from RefSeq and is a predicted model, not a curated record. The annotation marks the transcript as partial. The transcript is spliced from 3 exons. Lineage: Eukaryota; Fungi; Basidiomycota; Agaricomycetes; Boletales; Serpulaceae.
GGCUCAAGAUUCAUUGUCUGUUUCGUCGUGGUGAAGGUCUGUACAAGUAGAACAGAAAUUUCUGUGAGAUUUGUAGAGCUUCGGGCAGAGAUGGUGCUGUGUAAGAAGUCAUUCAGGUCACAAACAUUCCUCCGAAGAAUUAGGGGCAUUUGAUAUGGUAAGAUGAAUUGGGACUUGGGGUAGAUCGAUGUGUAAUAUGCUAUCGGAUGAGGUAUACUUGAUGUUUUCUAUCCCGUCCGCAAUAUUGGCCUCCUCAACAGCAACCGGUGGGGCCUCAACAUCGGUUUGUCGACGACUCGACCGAGUCUCGUGUCCAAUCCGGCGUGAUGAUGUUGAAAUAUCGGGAUUUCUAGCCUCGAAAAGUGCAGUAGACACUUCAUAAAGUUGUGAGUCGUCACGGGAUAUCACUAGUCGAGCAUU